AUGUGCAUGCUGUUUUUGACGUUUAAUCGAGGUCGCUUCAAGUUGAUCGUCGUCUCGCAAAGGGAUGAGGAACUUGAUCGUCCUACUGCUGAAGCGCAAUGGAGAGAUGAUAUUUUAGCCGGCUAUGAUAUGAAAGAUCCCGCGCAAGGCACAUGGUUUGGAGUGAAUCGAAAAGGUCGAGUCGGUGUGGUGCUCUCGAUCACACAACCCCGCGGCACGAAACAUCAGAGUGCGCCCAGUAGAGGUGCAAUUGUGAAAGAGUAUUUGGCGUCAAACGAACGUCCCCUUGACUAUUGCGGAGAUCUAGCGAAUCGAUCACAAGAGUUCAACGGUUUUCAAUUUAUCGCUAUAAAUCCAGAAGCUUCAUCAGACUUCUCGAUGUGGUCAGUGACGAAUAUGUUUGUCGAUCAGAUCACGGUUAGAGAUUGGAGACCGGAAACACAUGUGAUCGGCAACAGUCCACCAGAAAUUCCGUUUGAGAAAACGAAACGAGGGGAUAAAAUUUGGAAUGACGCUUUGGAAGGAAUUCUUGAUCUCGAAGACGAGCGACAAAUUGCCGAGUCGCUGCUUGAGGCGAUCGACGACGAUGAAAGAUGUUUCCCCGAUCCGCAAUUAGCUGUUCAAACGGGUCUCCCAGAAGAUCAUCCAUUUCUCGAGCCUCUCUCCUCGUUGCGAAUCGUUUAUCCAAAAGAGAGUGGCAUUCGAUACGGCACUCGAAGCUACACGGUUUUGCUGAUCGAUGAGGAGGGAUCGGGCUAUUUGCUCGAGAGACGUCUUGUCGGAAAUCCAAUCGACCCGCAUCAACCAAAAUGGGACACCGUUGAGCAUUGGUUUGAUGUCGAAAAACCGCAA
This is a messenger RNA of Mesorhabditis belari, 852 nucleotides long. Lineage: Eukaryota; Metazoa; Nematoda; Chromadorea; Rhabditida; Rhabditidae. The record is from the annotation of a GenBank genome assembly.